AUGGGUGGCCGCGCGGAGCCAGCGCUUCCCGUUGACGAUCUGUCUAAAUCUGAGAAGGACGUGCUUCGGGAUUACUACAGUGCCAGCAAUUACGUGGUCUCGCCUGGUGGACUGCUGAAAGUUGCUUCUGUUGUGACGGCAGCAGUGGCGACAGCACUGUUGUUGAACAGCCGGGGCUGCGACGCAGCGCCCGGGCUGGCGGCCAGUGCAGCCAGCGUGGCGCUGGCGGCGGCCGCGCUUUCAGCGCUUCUCUACAGCGGCGCCCUGCUGCGACUGCCGUUGCGAGCGCCUCAACUCUGGCUCUACAUUGAUAUAAUAUUAUCGACUGUGCUCGGCGUGCUGUUACUGGUGUCUGCCAUAAUGAGCUUGACGACGUGCGAGCUGACCCGGCCCGUCGACUACAUGCACGGACCGCUGACCAUUGUGAGCGCCAGCAUGCUGGUGGGCAGCGCAGCAGUCACGUACGGCGCAGUGUCGAGCCGCCAGCACGGGUUGCAGUCCCGGCGCUAGCCGCCGCGGGCUGACGUCCGCGAGCAUGACGCGUGACGGGCGGCGUUACGUUUAGUGUAAAUCAUAGACAAUUAUUUAGUAAUUUAGUUGCUCGACUGCAUUCUUGGACAUUUGUAUACAUCAUUAUUUUAGUAUCAUGUUUUUGUCUAGCUUAAUUGUUAUGUUUUUUUUUUGUAUGUGAUAAUGGAAUGGUGCAUCCGCCUGCGCUAACGGUUUACGCUGGCGGGGCACCAGUGGAGGGUGAUAAUAUGAGCAUGAAGUCAGGUCAGUUAGCCCAUCGUGACAAAUUCACCAGGAAUUUAACACGAUGGUUUCCAGGGGGAACCGCGUGGAGGUCAACCUGAUAUGGUACAUUGCUAGUAAUGGGUUCAUUAGUGCCUAACUUACUUAUUUAAACAAAAUACCUACCUCAUGUUAUAAUUAUAAUAAAGUAAGAAACGAAGAAGUACUACACAGGGUAAAAGAAAAAAGGCAAAUAUUGAACACAAUAGAAAAUCGACGAGGAAAAAUGUUGGGAUACUUAAUACGGCACGAUGAUUUUAUGAAAAUUAUUAUUGAGGGGAAAAUAGAGGGAAAGAGGGGGAGGGGAAGACCAAGGCACAGCUACAUCAAACGAAUUAAGAAGAAAAUGAGAGUCGUGUCAUAUCAAGAAUUAAAGAGCAUGAUGGAAGAUGGCGGAAAGUGGCAAGAGUUGCACCGACAAGAGCGCAGCUCUUAAAUUAUGAAUGAAUGAAAUAAUUAUAAUAUUAAUACAUAAUGUACAUAAUUAUUAUUUGCACAAUUUGACCCACUCAACACUUCCUAUGCCACGCUGUAUUGGGUUGACUGGAAGAGAUCUCUUUUAGAGAUAAGUCCUCCUUUGUUAACGUUAGUUCUAAUUAAUAUACUUAUAAAAUGUAUUUAAGUGCAAUAAAGAAUAUAUAAUAAUUAAUUUAGUUAUUUUUAGAUAAUAUAAGAUACUUAAAAAAAACAAUCAAAAGAGGAAUAAAAACAAAAUAAAAAAAUAAUCGGUCCCCACGCAAGGCACAACGCGUAGUAAGGUUUACGUAGUUUUUCUUAUGUAUAGAUGCCCUAGGGGCUAUGAUCUAGCCACCCGGGGGUUGUUGCCCCGGAGUAGAUGCCCCAACCUUCACCUCUGGGGGGGUUUGAUUUGGUCUUGAUGUUUAGGAGAUCUGCCAGCACAUAAUUAGCAGAAUAACUACUUCUACUCUGCGCAGGAAAAUAAUAGAAUCAAUGAAACAAAAUGCUAAAACAAAAUAUAGUUUAUUGCGAAAUCAAAGUAUAAAAAUAAUUAUAUCUUUAUAUACUAUGUACAUAUAUUUACCUUUUAUUUACAUACAAUAAAACAAUACAGGUCAUGGGUAUACAGUAUUUUUUUUUAAACAAUGGCUUGGGUAAUUUAUUUCUCUUUUAAGUGAAUUGUUAAAAAUAAAUGAUAAUCACUGGACUUGGUUUAUGGAGCUGAGGUAUACAGAAAUAGCUGUACUUAUAUGACACUACACGGGUUGAUUUCCGUUACCACGCGGUUGGGGGGGGGGGGG
Messenger RNA from Achroia grisella, 2051 nucleotides. RefSeq lists its product as uncharacterized. The transcript is spliced from 4 exons. Bases 1 to 510 code for a protein of 169 amino acids. The record is from RefSeq and is a predicted model, not a curated record. NCBI's taxonomy places the organism in Eukaryota, Metazoa, Arthropoda, Insecta, Lepidoptera, Pyralidae.